UCGUAGGGUGCGCUCGCUCGUUCUCGCCAUUUUGUUAAUGUGACGUGGCUAACUUUGCGUGUAGUUUCGUUGUGAAAAACCUUGUACUAUUCCUAAUUUAAAAAGAUUAUCUUUUAAAAAUGGAACUUUUAUGUGAUUUAGACUUUUUCAAUUAAAUAAAUAAGUCUUAAUAGUGCACUUAUUUUUUGGUUUUUUCGGCGGAGAAACGAUGUACUGGCAAAAAGGACUGCAUAGCACCAGAAUCGUCAUAAAUCUCCAAAGAAAAAAAAAUAACAAUUGAAGAUGUAAACACUGAAUAGCUGCUAUGACUUUCAACGCAACAACGUUUGUGGGAGGAGUCCUCAUAUUAAAAACUCUCACCGGCGAAUCAGUUGAAGUAUUAGAUGAACCGAAAUCGAAUCGAACAACAGACAUUAUUGACGGCAAAAUAGUACAAAUCACUUUUUGUAUUCUCUAUACCAUAAUCUUCGUUUUAGGCGUAUUUGGAAAUGUCCUUGUCUGCUUCGUGGUUUUCCGUAACAAAGCCAUGCAGACAGUUACUAAUCUGUUUAUAACGAACUUAGCAUUGUCUGAUAUAUUGCUCUGUGUUUUCGCUGUACCUUUAACACCAAUGUACACUUUUAUAGGACGAUGGGUGUUCGGUCGAUUAUUGUGUCAUCUUAUGCCUUACGCUCAAGGUACCAGUGUUUACAUAUCGACACUCACUCUCACCUCCAUCGCUAUAGAUAGGUUCUUUGUCAUAAUCUACCCAUUUCAUCCGAGAAUGAAACUAAAUACAUGUAUACUAAUAAUAAUUUUCAUUUGGUUGUUCUCGUUGGUUGUAACAUGCCCAUAUGGUCUGUUUAUGGGAAUUCAGAUAACAAAUAAUAAAACGUACUGUGAAGAGAGUUGGCCGUCAGAUAGAUCAAGAAAAAUUUUUGGUGUUUGCACAACUGUAUUGCAGUUCCUUAUACCCUUUCUUGUUAUAGCAGUAUGUUAUACAAGCGUUAGCAUAAGGCUAAACGACCGGGCGAGGUCAAAACCUGGUGCUAAGAAUACCAGGAGAGAAGAAGCAGAUAGAGAUAGAAAACGAAGAACUAAUAGAAUGUUGAUAUCAAUGGUGGCUAUAUUCGGAAUAUCAUGGCUACCAAUAAAUUUAAUAAAUAUUUUUAACGAUUUCUAUGCCCAAAUGACUGAAUGGAAUUACUAUUACGUGUCGUUCUUCUUAGCUCACUCGAUGGCAAUGGCGUCCACAUGUUACAAUCCAUUUCUUUAUGCGUGGUUGAAUGAUAAUUUUAGGAAAGAGUUUAAGCAAGUUCUGCCGUUUUUUGAAGCAACGGGCGGAGCUCGAAAUAGUUAUCAUUCUGGACGGAUGCCGACACACAAAGCAGAUAAAAUAUGCAAUGGAAAUGAUACCAUACAAGAAACGUUGCUUGCUUCAUCAUUUAACAGAGGUCCUUCAUUGAAACAAAAAAUAUUAGAUGGGAAUGGAAGGAAAGAUGGUAUAGAGGUAGAAAAUAUUCUCCUAGAAGAUAAAGUUACGAUGUUCCAUACAAAAACUGAAACGAUUAAUUUGCAAUUGAUAGACGAAGAGUCACAAUUGAACGAGCAAAAGGAAACACAAUUAGCAGAUUAUUUGACUACCUCACCUCGUCUAAGUGAAGUUAAGGAGACUAAUUUUGGAACAUAGACAGAAAAGGAUUUUCAUUUAUUAUGGAAGUGUUUAAAUAAUAAUUUACCCUAAAUAUAUAAGUAAUUGAUUACUAUUCUGAUAUAAGUACCUCUUAGAAAUGUUAUAAUCUUUGAAAAUAUUGCAACUUUUUUUCUAUUAGUAAGAUGCAUUUAUUUGUACAUAAAAUUGUGAUUAAUAAGUAGUGUUAAAUUAAUUAUUAUUAAUUAAAUAAGUACUAUCAUUAUUAUUGCGUUCAAAACGUAAUUCUUAUUUUCGUUUCGCUUACUGUGAUUAUUGGAAUAGACUAACCUUUUUAUUAUAUGAAUUGUAAAUAGUUAGUUACGGUUUUUACCAUAAUUAUUACAAGUAUCCAAAGGCCUAUCAAAGUUAUGUGAAUAAUUGAAUGUAAAAUGAAAUGAAAUUGUAAAAUAAUGUUAUAAAUAUUUUAUUACAGUCUGUUUCUUUAUAAACUUUUGAGCCCUAUUUUAAAUUGGAUUGUAAAAAUCUUAUACAUCUUUAUUAUUAUUAUUAGCUCAAAUAUUUAUUGAUAAAUCAUUGCUUGUUCAAUGACAAUCCAUUUUGAAAUUUGAAGUUUAUAAUGAAACAUACUUUGUAAGAAAUGCUAUUACUUUUUUGUAAAUAUAAGUAUAUUAAUGAUAAUACGUAAUUUAAUUUAAAAUAUUCUUAUUGAAGCAUAUGAUAGACAUGGCGAUUAGCAUGAAAUGUUAUAAUUAAUACUAAAAAUAGUAUUUAAUUGACGAAAGUAUGUAAUAAAAAAAUAUUAUGCUUAAAUAAAUUUAAAAAAAAUAGUAAUGAUACUUAAAUAGGUUUAAAUUAGAAUUAUUGAAUUAAUGUUAUAGAUAAUAAAAGUUGUUGUUUUAUGA
Messenger RNA from Leptidea sinapis, 2535 nucleotides. It is a transcript of the gene NGR-A11, whose product is annotated as prolactin-releasing peptide receptor-like. Gene Ontology annotation, cellular component: neuron projection; plasma membrane. Gene Ontology annotation, molecular function: neuropeptide Y receptor activity; neuropeptide binding. NCBI's taxonomy places the organism in Eukaryota, Metazoa, Arthropoda, Insecta, Lepidoptera, Pieridae. The transcript is spliced from 3 exons. Gene Ontology annotation, biological process: G protein-coupled receptor signaling pathway. The record is from RefSeq and is a predicted model, not a curated record. The coding region runs from base 305 to 1669 and encodes 454 amino acids.